Molecule: messenger RNA, 932 nt
Organism: Neopsephotus bourkii (Bourke's parrot)
Lineage: Eukaryota; Metazoa; Chordata; Aves; Psittaciformes; Psittacidae
Gene: MSGN1
Product: mesogenin 1
Exons: 1
Coding region: 346-861 (171 amino acids)
Biological process (GO): mesoderm formation; regulation of transcription by RNA polymerase II
Cellular component (GO): nucleus
Molecular function (GO): protein dimerization activity; RNA polymerase II cis-regulatory region sequence-specific DNA binding; DNA-binding transcription factor activity, RNA polymerase II-specific
Source: RefSeq, a predicted model, not a curated record
UUCUUUUUCCUAUCUUACUACUUAUCCCCCCAGCACAAUGUAGGUGCGCAGCCUUAAUUGGUUUAGUUGCAAGAAGAUAAUCUUUUUUUCCUCCUUUCUUUCUGUUGCCUGUUAGCUUAAAGGCUUUUUAGCUGAAGGUUGAUAAUUAUCACCGGGAAGAAACUAGCACAUCAGGAGUUCAUUUUCCAUCUUAGCACUUGUGCUGCUCCUUUGAACUCCUCUCACCAAACCCGUGUUCCCACUCUGUCACUUUCCUCCCUCCAUCAUAAAAAGGUCUCAGCAGCCAGCGGCUCCAGGCUUUGCUGGCAGGCAGAGGGCAUUGCUUCUCCCGAUCGCUUCUCCAGCAUGGACAAACUGCAAGAGACACUGAUAAACAUGGAAGACACUUUGGGUUCAGAACACUCUAUCUGCUUAUCAUCCUGGGACUGGAAAAGCACCACUGGGUCUUUCGAGCUGCACCCCAUCUCAUCUCCGCACAGUUUAUCCCCAGCACCCUCCUUUGAAUCCUACUCCUCAUCCCCUUGCCCAGCAGCAGUGGAGACCCCCUACAGCAGCAGCAGUGGCAACCUGGUGGGUUACAGCCUGGUGGACUUUCCCCCUGCCUACCUACCCAGCCCCGGGCAGGCUCGGCUGCCCAAGGGCACAAAAGUGAGGAUGUCCGCCCAGCGCAGGAGGAAAGCCAGUGAGAGGGAGAAGCUGCGGAUGAGGACCCUGGCUGAUGCGCUCCACACACUGCGCAACUACCUGCCCCCGGUCUACAGCCAGAGAGGACAGCCCCUCACCAAGAUACAAACCCUGAAGUACACCAUCAAGUACAUCAGCGAACUGACGGAGCUCCUCAACAGCGUCAAGCGGGUGUAGACCCCACCUGGUGAACCCACCCCAGCACGCUCAGAGUCUUUACAAACAAAAAACCAGCAAAAUUUCUUCCU